AUGGCUACAACGUCCCCCUCACUAACUGAUAACCUGGAUGGCUCAGAGAAAACAACUAUAAUCAUAUCUAAUUUGCACAAAGAUGACUUUGUUAGUGAUCAUAAGUCCAUGACCAGCAAGAUGUCUUUUGCUGACCAAAUCAAGUUGAGUAUCUUAAAUUUGCCCACACCUGCAAAUGUGUCGUAUGGAGAAGAUUAUUAUUUAAAUAUGAUUGAGCAGUGGUCGAAUUUGCCGUUUUUAAAUCGUAUCAUUAUCAUCAUGAAAAAUGAGGAUCUGGCAAAGCUGCUCCACAAAUCCUUGACUCAAGGAACACUUUUGCCGCAGCACACCAAAAUAUCGUUACAAGAGAACUUGAUCACAAAAUCCAAAUCGUUUGAUUCAUUGAUUGGUGGUAGUCAUGACUCAUUAUCAGUUACCAAUAGAUUAUCCAACUUUAAACAAUUUCACAAUGAACCAUCCAAUGCAUCAGAAGAAUACGCGGAACCCGAACCAAAACUGUUUAACGCUUAUGCAGAUUUAAGUAAGAUGGGAAUCGAUUUAUCAGAUUAUAAUGAUGAUGAUCAGAUGCAAGAAUUAAUAGAAGACUCGCAAGGCAGUGGGAACCUUAAAAGAACAAGAUCUUUAACUAAGACGCUUUUUAAGCCCGAGUUAAAAGUCAAUACGCAAACUGCUAAUACGCAAACUUCACGUAAUUCGAACAUAUUACCGAGCCCUACUAUAACACUAGAUGAAACAUUUUAA
Molecule: messenger RNA, 741 nt
Organism: Debaryomyces hansenii CBS767
Lineage: Eukaryota; Fungi; Ascomycota; Pichiomycetes; Serinales; Debaryomycetaceae
Exons: 1
Coding region: 1-741 (246 amino acids)
Source: RefSeq, a predicted model, not a curated record